Messenger RNA from Penicillium malachiteum, 1086 nucleotides. RefSeq lists its product as uncharacterized. Gene Ontology annotation, biological process: transport. Gene Ontology annotation, molecular function: transmembrane transporter activity. The transcript has 4 exons. Bases 1 to 1086 code for a protein of 361 amino acids. The record is from RefSeq and is a predicted model, not a curated record. NCBI's taxonomy places the organism in Eukaryota, Fungi, Ascomycota, Eurotiomycetes, Eurotiales, Aspergillaceae.
AUGGCUUCACACGAUUCUUUACGAAGCGCCCCUGGCAGCCAUAACAAUGCUGCGGUCCCUGCGCCUGCAUCUGCAGUAUCCGCACCUACUCCGCCAAGUACGAAAGACUACAAAGGUUUUGUGGGUGGCAUCUUUUCAGGUAUUGCGAAAUUAAGUGUUGGCCAUCCGUAUGUCUUUUCCGCGUCUCAAUAUCCACUUGCUGUUUCUAUCAUACUAACCCCAAUCCCACGACACAGCUUUGAUACUAUUAAAGUCCGCCUUCAAACGAGCAAAGAUGGACAUUUUAAGGGCCCAAUGGAUUGUACUAUGCAGACACUCCAAAAGGAAGGUGUGCGCGGUUUGUACAAAGGCGCAUCUCCACCGCUGGUCGGGUGGAUGAUGAUGGACUCUGUCAUGCUAGGUUCAUUAACAUUCUACCGACGACUUCUGCAAGAGAACGUCUUCUCCCAGCCACACUUACGAUCCUACAUCCCUUUCACACGCUGCCAACCUGACUUGACGAUACUCCCAACAUUUGGUCAUGGAAUUGCUGGUGUCAUGGCUGGAACUACAGUCAGUAUGAUUGCUGCACCUGUUGAGCAUAUCAAGGCCCGUCUUCAAAUACAAUAUGCUGCCGACAAGAGCAAACGCAUGUACAGUGGUCCGAUAGACUGUACUCGCAAAAUUCUUAACGCACACGGCAUCAGAGGCUUGUACCGCGGACUAUGCGCCACUAUGUUCUUCCGAUCCUUUUUCUUCUUCUGGUGGGGCUCAUACGACCUGAUUACUCGCUACAUGAAACAAAACACCAAUCUUUCAGCCCCGGCGGUCAACUUCUGGGCGGGUGGGAUCUCAGCUCAGAUCUUCUGGAUGACCUCCUACCCGUCAGACGUGGUGAAACAGCGCCUGAUGACCGACCCGAUGGGCGGUGCCCUGAAAGAUGGGCAGAGGCAGUUCCGCAGCUGGAAGGACGCAGCUGUGGCCAUUGGCCGAGAACGUGGGUGGAGAGGGUACUGGCGGGGCUUCCUGCCCUGCUUCCUCAGGGCGUUCCCGGCGAACGCAAUGGCCCUGGUUGCGUUCGAGGGGGUCAUGCGGACUUUACCAUAA